GUGGCAAUUACUCGUUGAUUUUUCUCCACUAAUCACAAAGACAUCGGCACCCUUUAUAUAGUAUUUGGUGCCUGAGCCGGAAUAGUCGGAACCGCCCUGAGCCUCUUAAUUCGAGCAGAACUAAGUCAGCCUGGAACCCUCCUUGGGGAUGACCAAAUUUAUAAUGUUAUCGUUACAGCACAUGCUUUUGUAAUAAUUUUCUUUAUAGUAAUACCAGUUAUAAUCGGAGGAUUUGGCAACUGACUUGUACCCCUAAUAAUCGGCGCCCCUGACAUAGCCUUCCCCCGAAUAAACAAUAUAAGCUUCUGACUUCUCCCACCCUCAUUUCUUCUCCUUUUAGCCUCAUCGGGGAUUGAAGCAGGGGCCGGAACAGGAUGAACUGUCUACCCACCCCUAGCCAGCAACCUCGCACACGCAGGAGCAUCAGUUGAUUUAACCAUUUUUUCCCUACACUUAGCCGGCAUCUCAUCAAUUCUGGGUGCCAUUAAUUUUAUUACAACAAUCCUAAACAUGAAGCCACCAGCAGCUUCUCAAUACCAAACACCCCUAUUUGUUUGAUCUGUCUUAAUUACUGCAGUCUUACUAUUGCUCUCCCUGCCUGUCCUAGCCGCAGGAAUUACAAUAUUAUUAACAGACCGAAACCUCAAUACUACCUUCUUUGACCCCGCAGGAGGGGGAGACCCCAUUCUCUAUCAACACUUAUUCUGAUUCUUUGGACACCCUGAAGUCUAUAUCCUUAUUCUUCCAGGAUUUGGGAUAAUUUCCCACAUUGUAGCCUACUACGCAGGUAAAAAAGAACCAUUUGGGUAUAUGGGAAUGGUCUGAGCUAUGAUGGCCAUUGGACUGCUAGGAUUUAUCGUCUGAGCCCACCAUAUAUUUACAGUUGGAAUAGACGUAGAUACCCGAGCCUACUUUACCUCCGCUACAAUAAUUAUUGCUAUCCCAACAGGGGUUAAAGUAUUUAGCUGAUUAGCCACCCUCCACGGAGGCUCAAUUAAGUGAGACACCCCCCUUCUAUGAGCCCUCGGCUUUAUUUUCCUUUUUACGGUUGGAGGCCUAACAGGGAUUGUCCUUGCCAACUCAUCCCUAGAUAUUAUACUGCACGACACCUAUUAUGUUGUAGCCCACUUCCACUAUGUAUUAUCCAUGGGGGCCGUAUUUGCAAUCAUAGGAGCCUUUGUACAUUGAUUUCCAUUAUUUACAGGAUAUACACUGCAUAACACAUGAUCUAAAAUCCACUUUGGAGUAAUAUUUGCAGGAGUAAAUUUAACAUUCUUCCCACAACAUUUCUUAGGCCUUGCAGGAAUACCACGACGAUACUCCGACUAUCCGGAUGCCUACGCCCUCUGAAACACUAUUUCCUCAAUCGGAUCCUUAAUUUCUCUUGUAGCUGUAAUUAUGUUCUUAUUUAUUGUUUGAGAAGCAUUCUCAGCCAAACGAGAAGUCCUAUCUGUAGAACUAACCUCAACCAACGUGGAAUGACUCCACGAAUGUCCCCCUCCAUAUCAUACAUAUGAGGAACCUGCCUUCGUUCAAGUGCAAGUCACAACAACAAGA
Messenger RNA from Lepisosteus oculatus (spotted gar), 1557 nucleotides. Lineage: Eukaryota; Metazoa; Chordata; Actinopteri; Semionotiformes; Lepisosteidae. The record is from the annotation of a RefSeq genome assembly.